Molecule: messenger RNA, 2214 nt
Organism: Meloidogyne enterolobii
Lineage: Eukaryota; Metazoa; Nematoda; Chromadorea; Rhabditida; Meloidogynidae
Source: the annotation of a GenBank genome assembly
AUGAUUUUCCAUCUUCCUGCCCCCUCCUGUCUAUUAAACAAUUUCCAGAAAUUAAUUUAUUUAUUUAUUUAUAGCCAUUCAAUAGAACCAACACAACUUCAUUCUCAUUGCACUUCAGACUUUUCACUUUCCUGGAUUCCUAGUGCUCGUUAUUCUAUAGUUGAUCAACCCAAUUUUGGUGUUGUUGAAUGUUUAAGAGAAGAUAUAGAGAAUAAACAAAUAAAUAAAAAUAAAAAAUGGAUAGUUUGUUCAACUUUUACUCAAAACGAAAUUAAUUUACUUAAAGUUCGUUAUAGACAUACAAAAAAUUCAAAUAUUCCUUUACCCCCAAGAACUGACGAUUUUGAUUUUCAAGUUUAUUGUUCAGAUACAGCUUCCCUAGUUCAAGUUUUACAAAUUGAUUUUAUUACACUUAGUAUUCGUGUUUUUGUUCAAGAACAAUUAACAUUAAACCAAACAGAUCAAGCACAAAUUGGAAGGAGGAAUAUGUUGGCAACUGUUUUUCCUCAACAAUUUAGUUCUGACCAAUUAUAUUUUCAUAUUCUUGAAGCCCCUAAAUUGGGAAUGCUUUUAAGAUUAGUACAAGAAACAGGACGUCAUAGACGUGUUGGUGUUUCUUCAAAUAUUACUCAACAACAAAUUGAUGAAGGACUUUUCUUUUAUAAAUUACACUUUGCUCCAUUCUCUGUACUUAAUGACUUUUUUACUUUUCGGCUUCUAACACCUGCUGGGGCUUCAGAAGAAAUUUUUAGAUUUGAUAUUGUUUAUUUACCUGGAGGUGGUAUUGGCGAUAUUAGAUUAAUAAACAAUACUUUAAUUGUUGAAGAAGGUGGAAUACAAGGGAUAACAAAUGGCACUCUUUGGUUAGAAGCAGCAGAUGGUAGUAGAAGAUUUACUUUUCGUGUUAUUCUCCCUCCAAUGAAUGGAAUUUUGUUUUUAUUAGAUAAAAAUGGAGAUAAAGAGAAGAAAAUUUUGGAUUUUGAUGAGAGUUUUCAUUCUGAUGAUAUUUUGGAAAAUAAAUUAUUUUAUGAACAUUUUGGUGAUAAAUCUAGUUGGGAUAGAUUGUUUCUUUUGGCAGAAAGUGAAAUGCGUGAUCCUGGUGGAGGCAAAGGACAUACACCUGUGCCUUUCUUUUUAUCUAUAGCAAUUGUUGGGAAAAAUACUAGACAACCUCAAUUAUUACAAAAAAUGUAUGGUGGAAAUAAUUUAGAAAUUAAGAAUUUAUUUUUAUUGGAAAAUAGUGAAAGAACUUUAUUGCCAUCAAUUGUUCAGUUAAUUGAUUUAGAUAAUUCAGUUGAAUGGCCUUCAAGUUUAGAAAAUUACAAACAAUUCCCAAUUGCCCAUUCAACAACUUCUUUAAAUUUUAAUGUUGUCCCCGAACCCUCAAAUUCAAGAGAUUUUGUUAUUUGUGCUAAAGGAGCACCAGAAAUGCCUUUACGGGAAUUUGAUGAAAAUAUGUUGAAGGGAGGGCAUUUAAUUGUUAGACACGUUGGAAGUGCUAUUAAUGGGACGAUACUUAGAUUAACGGCCACAGAUGGUUUACACACCAAAACUUUACCAAUUUCAAUAUUUGCAGUUCCAAACCCUUUUUUAAGACUUUCUACUCCAAACAAAAUUUAUUUUAAUACAAAUUUUAAUGAAAGAAAAGAAUCUUCUUUAUUUUUACUUGUUUCUAUUUUGCAUUUAUUUGCAGAAACAAAUUUGGAUAUUUUUGAUUAUCAAAUUAUAUUUCAAGUACAAACAAUUUUGCCAAAUCUAUCCCCUUUUCGUUUGCUUCUUGAAAAUGGAACUUUUGUUAAAACACUUGAAUUUACUCAAAAAGAUAUCCUUCAAAAUCGUUUAUUUUUUGUUUUAAAUAAAAACACAUUUAAGCAACAAAAUUAUUCACAAAUUAUAUUCUUAAAACUUUUUACAACACAAAAUGAAUAUAAAAAUAAAUUAAAUGAAGAAAUUAUUUUAGAAAUUAUUUUAAAUAAUUUUUCUAAUUUUUCUUUAACAAUUCCUUUAAAAAUUAAAGAAAAAGGAAUUUAUGUACAGAAAGGGGCAAGUUCUCCAGUUGAUGAACAAAUUAUAAAUAUUUUGACAAAAAAUAAUGAUGAUCUUUAUAUUAAAUAUUUUAUUGUAAAGCCGCCAAAUUAUGGCGAUAUUAUUUUUCAAAGGAAACGAAAUCAAAUGAAUGGUUUGUUUUUUGGAAAAUUUUUAAAUUCUAAAUAA